Penicillium taxi is the source of this 900-nucleotide messenger RNA. RefSeq names its product NAD(P)-binding protein. The record is from RefSeq and is a predicted model, not a curated record. The coding region runs from base 1 to 900 and encodes 299 amino acids. Lineage: Eukaryota; Fungi; Ascomycota; Eurotiomycetes; Eurotiales; Aspergillaceae. The transcript has a single exon.
AUGGCAACCCCUAACGUGAUGAUCUUCGGCCCCUCAGGCCAAGUAGGCUCUUACGCAGCAUUACAAGCUCAUGCCUCCGGCGCAAAAGUCUCUCUCGCAAUGCGAGACCCCUCAAAAUCAAUCCCAACUCUAGACGACAUCCCCGCAGAAAGAGUCCACGCAGACCUCACAGACCCCGCUACAAUCCUCAGUGCUGUAAAGCAAACAGGAGCGACGCGGGCAUUUAUCUACGUGAUGUUCGGCUCACCAGACAAUAUGCGCGCCAGUAUUGAAGCGCUCAAAGAAGCUGGGAUUGAAUUUGUGGUUCUACUAAGCAGCUUUACGAUCGAGGGCGAAGCGAGUGAUGUUUCCUCUGACAAGAUAAUUCCGUUCGUGCAUGCGCAAGUGGAGAUUGGCCUACAAGAAGUGUUUGGAAAAGAGGCAUUCGUCACUGUGAGAGGGGCCUUCUUUUCUAGUAAUUCGCUAUGGUAUAAACAGGGCAUUUUGAGCGGGGAGGUGCUACAUGCUAAUCCUGGUGCUGAGUGGGAUUUCAUUGCACCGGAAGAUGUAGGACGUGUUUGUGGUGCCAUCCUUGUUAAUGGCGCGCAGGAGCAUGCUGUUGGCUUGGUUGGCCCGGAGAAGAUGUCUACCGAAGAAGCUAUCGGGCACAUUGGCCGUGUCUUGAAUAGACAGAUUCGAAUCGUCAAGUGCUCGGAGCAAGAUGCUAUUGAGGCACUUGUUGCUGGUGGCAUGGCGAUACUUGUUGCUCAGUGGUUUACUGAUUCUGUCUUACAUGAUGCAGGGGCCUUUUUUGUUGCUCCUGAUUAUACGGCUGCGAGUGGGAACGUUCAGAAGUACACACAGAGUGAACCGGUGGGGUUCUUGCAGUGGCUUGAGGAGAACAAAAGCAAGUUUGAUUAG